Molecule: messenger RNA, 2629 nt
Organism: Ziziphus jujuba (common jujube)
Lineage: Eukaryota; Viridiplantae; Streptophyta; Magnoliopsida; Rosales; Rhamnaceae
Product: rop guanine nucleotide exchange factor 12
Exons: 7
Coding region: 367-2025 (552 amino acids)
Molecular function (GO): guanyl-nucleotide exchange factor activity
Source: RefSeq, a predicted model, not a curated record
UCCCAGCCCAACUCAUCUCAAAUUAACAAAAACCAACCCAAAAACCCCAUCACACAUAUUUUGUCAAACUUAACCCUUUGAAAAAAAAAACCCACCACCAACACACAUAAUUUGUCAAACUUAACCAUUUGAAAAAAAAAAACCACCACCAACAAUCAUUUUGGAGCUUUGGGCUAGCUUCUCCCUCCUCCUCCUUCCUUCUCAUUUUUUUUUUUUUUUUUCAAUCUCUCUCUGUUUUCUUACAAACCAAGCAAAAUAGAUUUCUCUUCCAUUUCGUCUUCCCCUGUUAAUUUCAACAGGUUGAAAGACUCCCGUGCUGUGUUCUCAGUUAUAUGUGCAAUCAGAGUUUUCUUAAGAAAGCUGAAAAUGGUGAGAGCCCUUGAACAGGAGCAGGAAAACUACAGGUCUAGGUUGUUCCAUUUCAAGGGUAUGUAUGAGAAUGCAAGUAGGCAUACCAAGAGUUUAAGCAUUGAGAGUGCUAGCGCUUUAACAUGUUCCGAGGAUGAUGCUAUGUCAACCAGAAGUCAAGGUUCUGAUAAACAACACAUUGGCUCUGGUUUCCAUCGCAACGACAAGGGUCCUAAAUCCCGCUUGAAACAAGAAGAAAUUGCCGCAAAAGAAGCCAGAGACAAGCUCAAUGCAGAAAUGGAACAGAUGAAAGAGAGGUUUGCUAAAUUGCUAUUGGGUGAGGAUAUGUCUGGAGGAGGAAAGGGUGUUUCUUCAGCUUUGGCAUUGUCAAACGCCAUAACAAACCUUGCCGCUUCUGUUUUUGGUGAACAAUGGCGCCUAGAACCCAUGUCCGCAGAAAGGAAAGCAAGGUGGAGAAAAGAAAUUGAUUUGCUCUUAUCUGUUACGGAUCACAUAGUUGAAUUUGUUGCUUCAAACCAGAAAUCAAAAGAUGGAACAAAUAUGGAGAUUAUGGUAACAAGGCAAAGAACUGAUCUUCACAUGAACAUUCCCGCCCUCCGCAAGCUUGAUGCCAUGCUAAUUGAUUGUCUAGACAACUUCAAAGAUCAAAAUGAGUUCUAUUAUGUAUCCAGAGAUGAUCCUGAUGCAGACAAAGGGAAGACAAAGAGGAAAGAUGAUAAAUGGUGGUUACCGACUCCAAAAGUUCCUCCAAAUGGUCUAUCUGAAAAUUCAAGAAAGUUUCUUCAGUAUCAGAAAGAUUGUGUCAACCAAGUGCUUAAGGCAGCCAUGGCCAUAAAUGCUCAAACUCUAUCAGAAAUGGAAAUCCCUGAAAACUACAUCGAAUCCCUCCCCAAGAAUGGGAGGGCAAGUUUGGGGGACUCAGUCUAUAGGAGCAUUACAGUCGAAUACUUUGAUCCUGACCAAUUCCUCUCAACCAUGGACUUAUCAUCAGAGCAUAAAAUUCUAGAUCUCAAGAACAGGAUUGAGGCUUCCAUCGUGAUUUGGAAGCGAAAGAUGAACCAAAAAGAUGGGAAAUCAGCUUGGGGUUCAGCUGUCAGUUUGGAGAAGAGAGAACUCUUUGAAGAGAGAGCAGAGACUAUCUUACUCAUCCUCAAGCAGAGGUUCCCUGGAAUUCCUCAGUCUUCACUAGACAUCAGCAAAAUCCAAUACAACCGAGAUGUGGGGCAUGCUGUUCUGGAGAGCUAUUCAAGAAUAUUGGAGAGCUUAGCGUUCACUGUCACAUCCCGCAUUGAAGAUGUACUUUAUGCUGAUUAUGUGACUCAAAAUCCAUCACAAGCAGUAUGUAAGAGGAGUGGUUUAAGAGACUCAUCAGAAGCAACAACGCCAACAGAUGGGUUCCAAAGCCCUGUAGAAGACAUGGACAAGUCACACACAGCAGAGACGCCUACCGGUUCAAUGACACUAUUCGAUUUCAUGGGGUGGGGUCUAGAACAAGGAGAUGGCGAGACGAAGAUAGAUGCAGGGUCAGAUGAACCAUCAAAAGAUGGUGAGAUAAAGCAUCCUCAUAUGCACAAAAUUGCCAACAUAGUUACCAACAAGAAGGCUUCCUAUCUUGAGAAUUUGGGUGGUAUGAGAAGUCCAACGUCACGCCAUUGACAAUCAGUUUAGGGAGAGAAAACUAAUGGAAGAUAAAAACUAAUAAAAAGGAGGAACUAAAAUCAGGGAGACAGAGAGAGAGAGAGAGAGAGAGAGAGAGAGAAUGAUAGGGAAGAAAAACAAAGAGUGAGAAAGCCUAGCCCUUGUAAAUUUCUACAAACCCAUAUGGGUCAUCCUUCAUGUUGUGAUUAUUCUAUUUCCAUCCUAUUCCUUUUGUAAAUAGGGAAAAUGCAGGCAAAAACCGAUUGGGUUUGAAGCAUUUUGCUGUAUGAUUUCUUCUUCAGUAAUGAAGAUGGCCACGUAGCCUAACUAAAAUUAUGAUUUUUUCAGUUGGAUAUAGUUUGGUUUCCUUGUAUUCCAAGAACGUUCAAACCGUAUGUACUUCACAGUUUUGAUUUGGGGUAAGCAAAAGUGCUUUCAAACAAACUCUUAAAUCCAAAAUGAUAUUAGAAUGAAACAUUCAUCAAUAGAACAUAAAAGGAAUGCCCCAAAUUUCACUUGAAAGACAUAUCUUUGAUAGUCAAAUAAGGGGUCUUAAGCGUGUUUUAGACUUACUUACACAUUCUAAAUAAAUCAUAAGGCAGAUACAGUAAAUACAACGAAA